GCAAAUUCUUCUUAAUACAAUUUUGAUAAUGUUAAACCACCACCAACUGGUUAUGCUCCAUUAUAAUCCCGUAGAGGUCCCACAGCAUCAAAAUAAUAAUAAUCAACUGAAAAUCGUCCAAUGACAUCAUUAAAAGGAGUAGGUUAUGGUAAAGCCUAAAAAGGUGAUGCAUUUUACGAGACAAAGAUGAAAUUAGAAUUAAACAAGAAGCCAGAAGCAACUCCAGAAGAAAAUUUCAAGGCUGCUGAAAAAGAAAUAAAUGCAUUAGUAGAAAAAUCUGCUUUAGCAAAUUUAAAAGGAAACUCAAGUGAAGCAUUAGAAAAAGCAAAGGAAGCUUAUAAUAAAGAAAAAAAUCUCAGAAGAUAAAAGGAAAACGCGAAUUAAAUAGAAGGCAUAAACAUGGAUUUAAGUUUUACUGUAUAAUUUAAUUUAGCUAAUUAAUUAUAAGCUAAUGGAAUAUAUUAGGAAGCUUUAUAAAAGUAUAAUGAUAUUAUCAAAAGUAAAUAAUUUCCUCAAGCAGGAAAACUAAGAGUAAAUAUGGGCAAUAUUUAUUUUGCUUAAGAGAAAUAUUCAGUAGCAAUCAAAAUGUAUAGAAUGGCACAUGAUUUAAUUCCUCCUACUUCUAAAGAAAUGAGAUUUAAAAUACUGAAAAAUAUAGGACAUUCUUUUGUAAAAUUAGGAUAAUUUGAAGAAGCAAUCAAUACUUAUGAAUCUAUUAUGAAAGGAAGUCCUGAUUUUUCCACAUCAUUUAAUCUUUUAUUAUGUUUAUAUGGUUAAGGAGAUAAAAUAAGAAUGAAAGAUUGUUUUGCUUCCAUGUUAAGUAUAGAAAUAGAAGGAUAUACAGAAGAAGAAGAAGAAGAUAUAAAUAAUUAAGAAACUGCUUAUACUGAUUUGUUAAGGGAUGAAAUAAAAGAAAAAAAACGACAAGCUAUAGAAAUAUUAGUAAAAAGUGCAAAAUUAAUAGCUCCAGUAAUUGAAGAGGAUAUUAUCGAUGGAUAUAAUUGGAUUAUAGAAACUUUAAAAACAUCAAAUUUUCCUGAAGUAGAAGCCGAAGUAGAGAUAUCUAAAGCUAUGGCCUUUUUAAAGUCCAAGAAUAUGGAGAAAUCAAUUGAAACAUUAAAAUCUUUUGAAAGAAAAGAUAAAAUAAUGAUGGGAAGAGUAGCUACUAACAUAUCUUUUCUAUAUUUUCUUGAAAGAGACUUCAAAAAUGCAGAAAAAUAUGCUGAUAUAGCUAUUACUUUUGAUCGUUUUAACCCCAAAGCACUUGUAAACCGAGGAAAUUGCAUGUUUGUAAAAAAUGAGUUCCUGAGAGCUAAAGAGUAAUUCCUAGAAGCUAUAGGAGUAGAGGCUGAUUGCAUUGAAGCUUUAUAUAAUUUGGCUUUUGCUCUGGAAAAACUUUAAACUAUAAUUUCUACUCCAGAAGUUGUUUAUUAAAUGGCCUCAAUUCACGAAUUAAUGGGAAAUACUAAAUAAGCUUUAAAAUGGUAUUAAGUCCUUUUAACUAAAGUUCCAACUGAUCCCAAUAUAUUAGCUCGUGUGGGUAAUGUAUUCGCCAGAGAAGAUGAUGAUAAUUAAGCUUUACAUUAUUAUUCUGAAUCAUAUAAAUAUUUACCGACUAAUAUUGAAACUAUUGGCUGGUUAGGUAUUUAUUAUGUAAAAUAAGAACUUUAUGAAAGAGCUUGUCAUUUCUUUGAAAGAGCUUCCCAAAUAUAAUCUAAAGAAAUUAAAUGGAGAUUAAUGGUAGCUUCUUGUUAUCGUAGAAUGUCUUCUCUUUAAAAAGCAUUAAAAAUUUAUGAAGAAAUAUAUUAGGAAGAACCGAGAAAUAUAGAAUGCUUGAAAUUUUUAACUUAACUUUGUAAAGAAAUGUAAUUACCUUAUGAAUAAUACGCUUCUGAAUUAAGAAAGUUGGAAGCAGAAGAUUAUGCUGUUGAUUAUAAUGCUAUGUAAGAGCAAUAAGAAUAUGAAAAUCAAUAUAAUUAAGGAUAGCAAUAAUAUGCAAGAGUUAAUGAAAACGCAGAAAUAGAUGUUACAUAAAAUACAAGGAGGGUUGUCAAUUAAAAAGGCGCGUAACCUCAAUAAAUUCAAAAUAAUGAAGACGAUUGGAAUGCUGAUGAUUUAGGAGAUGAUUUAAUGCCUGUCUGA
Messenger RNA from Ichthyophthirius multifiliis, 2142 nucleotides. RefSeq lists its product as hypothetical. Gene Ontology annotation, cellular component: centriole; non-motile cilium; ciliary basal body. Lineage: Eukaryota; Ciliophora; Oligohymenophorea; Hymenostomatida. Gene Ontology annotation, molecular function: kinesin binding. Gene Ontology annotation, biological process: intraciliary transport; non-motile cilium assembly. The record is from RefSeq and is a predicted model, not a curated record. The transcript has 8 exons.